GACACAUUUGAGCGCUGCACCAAACAUGGAGAACAGGAGUAAACUUUGGAAUAAUAUCUUCAAAUAAACCUCAUAUCAAGCGAAACUACACGACCUGCUUGGGUUAUUCCCACGCGAAAUAAAUAACUUUUAGGCUUUCGAAAAGAAGUAAUGGAUUUGAAUGGGUCACAACUGUAAAGACUAAACAAGAGAAGAUGUUUUGUCGUCAUUUACGCCUAAAGACUCUCCCUGAAGUUUGGACCUUUGCUCGUAUGAAUGCCCACAAACUCGCUUCGCUCCAAAAUGUGACUUCAUUUCCUCACAAGAAGGCUCAGAGCUUAGUGUACCCCUUCAAUAACAUCGAGCCCUACCUCGACCGGUCAGUGAACAGGUCAGAUUUCCGACUGUUUGACCCGAGUGUAGAGGACAUGCUCAGAGCAGAGAAGCUCUUCCUCUCCUCACCGUCUCAUCACAUCGAUUAUUACACUUCUGCAGAGCGGAUGGAUCAUGCUCCUGACCUCAAACAGCCAGAGGUGUGCUUCAUUGGCCGGAGUAAUGUGGGUAAAUCGUCCCUGAUCAAAGCUUUGUUCUCUUUGACGCCUGAGGUCGAGGUCCGGGUCUCCAAAACUCCCGGUCACACAAAGAAGAUGAACUUCUUCCGAGUGGGCCGAUCCUUCACCAUCGUGGACAUGCCUGGGUAUGGACACCGGGCGCCCAAGGACUUUGUGGACAUUGUGGAGCCGUACCUCUUCACAAGAACUAACCUGGUGAGGACGUUUCUGUUGGUGGAUGGCAGUGUGGGGCUACAGCCUGCAGACCGCAUUGCUCUGGAGAUGUGUGAAGAAACCAGGCGGCCGUAUGUGAUCGUGUUGACAAAAAUGGACAAAGGCGGCCCUCGCACUCAGCUACUGAACCUUCUCAGUGUUCACAAAGUCAUUAAGAGUGAGACCACAAGCUGCUUUCCUCAGCCCUUCCUGAUCAGCUCCUUGAACUUCUGGGGGAUCUACCUGCUCCGGUGCUUUGUGGCCCACAUCACAGGAGCAGUCCAGCUGACCAACACGGCCCAGAGCUGACAAACGACGAGGACUUAGGACUUUGUGUGGCACUUCAAGGUCAUCUUAUCCGGUCAUCUUAUCUAGGGGCAACAGUAGCUCAGUUGGUAGUUCGUCCACUGAUCCGAGGGUUGACAGUUCAAAUCCCGCUCUUGACAUAAAACGAAUGGAUCCACAGACCUGCAGAUGAGAGCUGUUGUUGUGUCCUUGGGCAAGACACUUAACCCACUUUGCCCCCAGUGUUUGCGUACACUGGUGGAUGAAUGUGUGUGUGAAAGGUUGAGUGUUUCUUUAAUGUAAAGAGCUUCGAGUGCCAUAAAGGUGGAAAAGUGCUAUAUGAAGAUGUGACCAUUUACUAGGGAUGUAACGAUAUCCAACUCGGUACAAUAUUAUCACGAUAUGCAUCUCACGAUAUGAUAUUUAUUGUGAUCUUUUGGAGAGGAUAAUUGUAGAUAGGAAAUGCUUUUGCUUUUAAAAUACCUUGACAAGAUUUUGGUAUGAAUUAUCUCCAUCAUAAUCCCAAGAAUUCAAAUAAAAAACAUAUUUCUUAUUUCUUCAUGUUGUCUGCACUGAAAUGAAUCAUGGAAUAUGUCGUUUCCGGUGUUUAUAAGCUGUUGGUACUGUAAAACCAUGCAUUUAAGCAAAGGAACUUGAAAUUUGAUAUAUAUUGUGACAGCCGCGGAUAUUAUUGUUAGACAUUUGACGAUACGAUAUCACGAUAUUUCGGUUAUUGUGACAUCCCUGGGCAGGUUCAUUGAUUGAUUAUAUUUAACUGACCUUGACUAUCAAUUAAUCUUCCUGGAGACUUAUGUAGCAUGUUUUGUGUUGAUGCGGGAAACCAAAGUGCCCAGAGGAAACCCAUCCAGACACGGGGAGAAAAUGCAAACUCCACACAGAAAGGCCCGGGCGACCCGCGGAUUGAACCCGGAACCUUCUUGCUGUGAGGCUUCAGUGCUAGCCACUCAGCCAAAAAUUAGAUUUUUGCUGUCUUAAAAAUGUGGAAAAACAGAGUUAGUAGUUUUAUCUUGUGCAUUCAGAACAUCCAACCCAAAUUAUUCACUGUGAUGAGUUUAUAAGCAGUUUUUACAGCUUUUGCCAUGUUGGUAAAGUUAACAACAACUAGCAUGGUAACACACACUUGAUUAUCAAAAAAAAAUCUGUUUUAUAAUUACAUGCAGACACUACACAGGGGACUUAUUUUGAUCUGAAGAGCUGCUCAAUAAACUGAUACUGGGGCAAGACACAUUUUGCUCAAAAACAUAGGAAAAAAUCGAGGACAGGGCCUUUAAUUAAUAGUAAAUAUGCCACGUUAAUACAACCACAGCAACCUGAACCACUGAUACAACAGCAGAAGCUAAAAUACUUCUCAUCUAUUUCAAUACCGUGGACAAUAUCUCAAGUAUUCUUUAUGAUUGCAUACUUGUAACAUGUCCAAAAAAAGCUGGUAAUGGAAGGAUCUUGAAUAACAAAAACCUAUAAUGGCAUAAAUAGGUAUUUUAUUGUAUGGUGUUGUAAGUUCAAAGUUCAAAGGUGUUAUGUUGUUCUAUAAAAGGCAUCAUUAUUGCUGUCUCUGUGAUCCCUCAGCCCAGGUAUGAUCCAAAAGAACUGUAGUAAAAGAAAAAAUUUACUCUGUUAACUGGACAAAAGUUUUGCAGUGAAGACAUUUCAUUCAAGUGACUUCUUAUAUUCCGUCUUAUAUUCUAUAAUUAAAAAAUUUUGUUUUUUAAAUA
This is a messenger RNA of Boleophthalmus pectinirostris (great blue-spotted mudskipper), 2761 nucleotides long. RefSeq names its product GTP binding protein 8 (putative) (gene gtpbp8). NCBI's taxonomy places the organism in Eukaryota, Metazoa, Chordata, Actinopteri, Gobiiformes, Gobiidae. Gene Ontology annotation, molecular function: GTP binding. Gene Ontology annotation, cellular component: mitochondrion. The coding region runs from base 195 to 1052 and encodes 285 amino acids. The transcript has 8 exons. The record is from RefSeq and is a predicted model, not a curated record.